This is a messenger RNA of Xyrauchen texanus (razorback sucker), 5976 nucleotides long. RefSeq lists its product as uncharacterized. Gene Ontology annotation, biological process: positive regulation of transcription by RNA polymerase II. Gene Ontology annotation, cellular component: nucleus. Bases 146 to 1303 code for a protein of 385 amino acids. The transcript has 18 exons. The record is from RefSeq and is a predicted model, not a curated record. Gene Ontology annotation, molecular function: protein binding; single-stranded DNA binding. NCBI's taxonomy places the organism in Eukaryota, Metazoa, Chordata, Actinopteri, Cypriniformes, Catostomidae.
CUGUGCCUGAUUUGUGGCCAGUGUUGGAGAUGUAAGAAACAGGAGGAAAACACACAAAGCGGGUAGCUAUGGAGAUAGAACGUUUUCCUGGCCGCUUCCUUUGACAGGUGUUGAGUUGCUUCAAAGUCUUAAAACAGAGUCCAACAUGUACGCCAAAGGCAAAGGAGCUGUCGUCCCAUCUGAUAGUCAAGCAAGAGAGAAAUUAGCGUUAUAUGUUUAUGAGUACUUGCUUCAUGUGGGGGCCCAAAAAUCUGCACAGACCUUCCUAUCUGAGAUCCGAUGGGAGAAGAACAUUACUCUAGGGGAGCCCCCUGGAUUCCUGCAUUCAUGGUGGUGUGUAUUCUGGGAUUUGUACUGUGCCGCUCCAGACCGCCGUGAGACCUGCGAGCACUCCAGUGAGGCCAAGGCCUUUCAUGAUUAUAGUGCAGCAGCAGCCCCCAGCCCUGUAAUGGGUAACAUGCCCCCCAAUGAUGGCAUGCCCGGUGGACCCAUGCCCCCUGGCUUCUUUCAGGGGCCUCCCGGCUCGCAGCCGUCACCACACGCACAGCCUCCCCCACACAAUACCAGCAACCCCAUGAUGGGACCACACGUCCAGCCUUUCAUGUCUCCACGGUACCCAGGUGGACCACGGCCGUCUCUUCGCAUGCCAAAUCAGCCUCCUGUGGGAGUUCCAGGGUCACAGCCACUCCUGACAAACAGUUUGGACCCAACCAGACCUCAAGGACAUCCUAACAUGGGCGGCCCGAUGAGAAUGAAUCCUCCCAGGGGGAUGGGUGGCAUGGGCCCUCAGAACUAUGGUGGUAUGAGGCCUCCUCCCAACUCUCUAGGUGGUCCAGGCAUGCCCGGAAUGAACAUGGGUCCUGGAGGACGCGGCCCUUGGCCAAACCCAAAUGCUAACUCGAUAGCAUACUCCUCCUCGUCUCCUGGCAACUAUGUGGGUCCUCCAGGAGGAGGUGGACCUCCAGGAACUCCUAUAAUGCCAAGCCCAGGAGACUCCACAAACUCUAGUGAAAACAUCUACACAAUGAUGAACCCAAUCGGACCAGGAGGCAACAGACCCAAUUUCCCCAUGGGUCCCGGUCCUGAUGGCCCAAUGGGCGGAAUGGGCGGCAUGGAACCCCAUCAUAUGAAUGGAUCGUUAGGAUCUGGUGACAUGGAUGGGUUGCCAAAGAACUCCCCCAACAAUAUGGCAGGCAUGAACAACCCACCGGGCACACCGCGGGAUGACGGAGAGAUGGGGGGCAACUUCCUCAACCCAUUCCAAAGUGAAAGUUAUUCACCCAACAUGACGAUGAGUGUGUGAUUUUUCAUCUUUAUAAUUUUUUAUUUGGGGUUUUCUUUUUGUUUGGUUUUCAAACCCCUUUGAUCCCUGUUCCUUUUUUAACCAUGCCCUGUUCACAUCUACCAAUCCUGGCACCCUCUGCCCACGGACAUCUGGCUUGGCCACACAGCCCUCUGGGAUACCCCCUGAGCACCGGACUCGUAUGAAGGUGGCCCAUCCCAGCCUGUGCAAAAUGGCCGCCGGCAACAGGAAACAGCCCCAGAGCCACAGGAAGAGCUUGUUGACUGAUUCUCCCUGCCUCCCGGACUUUCUCUCUGGCUCAGGACAUUGAUGGGGCUGAACACACACAGACAGGUGUGUGUAUGUGAGCAGUUUCAACAUGGCAGACAUUGUAUCACCAGGCUGCUCACAUCUUUGUGUACUCCACUUUUAAUUAGGAUUUAUUUUUUUUCUUCUUCAAAGUAUGCAGUAGUUUUUACAGUGGAAAAUAUCUGUACCCAAUACUUAUAUCCUCCAUUUUAUUGUGUACAUUUGAAAUGCAAGUGGAAACUCAUGGUAGUGGGUUUGGCAAUGAACGUUUUUAUUAUUCUGUGUAUGUAUUGUAUUAUUAUCAAUUGUUGAUUUUAAUUUGUAUUAAUAUUGUAAUGAUGGUUAUUGAUUAGGUUUUAAUUUUUUUUGGAAGGGGAACAUUGUAUGUAUACCUUGCAUUCAGAAUAAGCACACUCACCCAUAAUGCACAAUAACUGUGUCAAGACUUUUUCAUUAAGUCUAUGAUAUGUUUUGUGUUUGCUGUGAAAUAUUACCUCCCGCAGAUUUAGGUCACAUUGCCAUACCUUUCAGAACACCUAUCUAGAAUACAGCUGUAUGAAGAGCAGUCACCGGAGACAUAGAUUCAUUGUCCCUUGGACUCAGCUCAGAGUGCGUCGUAAACGUCUUAAGGGGCCACUGACACAAAAAUGUUUUAUUUUAUUUUUUUAAACUUUUUCUCCGCAUACAGUGCACAUCUUUGACCAUGGUGCCGCAUCUCGCUGUUUUUUGUUUUUCAGUGUCUCAUGAAGGAGCACCCUGAUACGCCCCAAGUUUAAAAGAACUGUAACUUUUAAAAACACGUCGAGUUCUGUUCUCUUCGAUGAGCUUUGUCUAACCUUUUUAGUGCAAGUAUGCUUUGUGUUUGUCUGUGCUAUUUUUCUUGUUUUGUUCUGAUAUUUAAACAUGCAUUACAUGGACAUCUUUGACCUUUGCCCUGCGUCUCAUUGUUUUUUUUUCUUUCUUUCUUUUUUAGCAUAUCGCGUAGGAGCACAGCAUUCUUUAGAAUCGUUGUCAAGUUUAACGCAAGAAUGCUUUGUGUUCGUUUGUUUCAUUUUUCUUGCAUUGUUCUGAUAUGUAAACAUGCGCGACAUGGACAUUUGACCAUCAAGACUCAAGUUUAAAAGAACUUAAACCUUUAAAAAUGCAUCCUGAGACACUUGUAUUUUGUUCUAUUCGUUGCACUGUAGUUUUUCCCGCAACAAUGCUUUGCAUCUGUCUGUGUGUUUUUAAAAAUUUUUGGUUAUGCAAGCAUUUGCAAAAUAGACAUCUUUGACCAUUGCGCCACGUCUCGCUGUUUUUCACAGCAUUCUUUAGAAUCAGUGUCACGUUUAAAGAACUUUUAAAAACACUUCUCGAAACACCUGAGUUCUGUUCUGUUCGGCGCCCUGCGUCUAGCUUUUUUAGCGCAAGAAUGCUUUGUGUCAGACUGCGCUAUUUUUAUUGUUUUGUUCUUGUAUGUAAAGAUGCACUACAUGGACAUCUUUAACCGUUGUGCCACAGCUCACACUAGAACGCCAGGUUUUUAGGGGCCAUGUCAACUCUCGAAAGACCUGUGUUCUUUUUUAGUCCUUGCGCUGCAUCUAUCUUUCUGUAGCGCAAGAACGCAUUCGGUCUAAAGAGCCCCUAAGGUGAGGAAAGAGUGUCAUCAGACAGAAACCAGCAUUGACAAUGACCACUCUGACCAGACAGUGUUUCAGAUAUCGAGUUUUAUCCUGGACUGAAAGCUCAAGUUAUAUUUAGAGAGAUAGUGAUAUCCCGGGGCUGAAAACAUUGAAGAAACUGUUAUUCUAUCUUGGUACAUAUUGAUUAUACAUCUAAUUAGGGCAAAACAUAACUCAAAGGCCAUGUAUGAGAGACGACUGCUCAUACAGUAUCAUUUCAGGACAUGCCGUGAAUUUCAACGUAUUUAUUUGUUUUAUUUUUAGUUCAUUAAUAGGUUUAUCAUGCACAUGUCUUGCAUGCAACCCUUCUGGACAUAUUGUACACAUGUAAAUAUGCCAGUAUAAGAUACCUCCUAAAGAUUUGUAUGGUUCUGUCUGUGCCCUCUGGCUUCACUGACCACCCUCACGCUUUCCUUAUGCUUGUUUUUAAUCUUGUUGACCUUUGAAACUGUUACGUGAUGUUUCAGUACUGACGAGGUACCUAUUGGCUGGGUGCUUUUUGAAGGGAAAGAGAGAGGGGUUUUCUUCUUAAAAACAGCAAUGCCAGCCAACAUGUCGUACUAGCCUUAGCUCAGAAAAGGGUCCGGUGUUAAUAGACGUGGCGAUCAGUUUCCAGUUCAAAUUGGUUAUUUUAACAGGAGUGUGUUAUUUACACGCCACUUGUGGCACCAAAUGGAAUUGCAAUCUGCAUGGUUGUGUGACAUGAUAUAUCAGUAUAAACUGAGGUGGAACUGCCUUUUUGGCCAGACAAAGAAAGACUGGAAGAGGUUUGAUAACAUGUUAUUUUUGCAGUUCUGUUUGGUGCUUCAGAAAUGAUGCUGCAGCUUUAAAUUGACCACUGUGACCUGGAAACUGAUCGCCACGUCUAUUAACACCGGACCCUUUUCUGAGCUUAUGGUUUUAGGGGUCACUUAUAUGACAUGACCAUCAGGAAGUACUGAGGAAUAUAUUAUCAAUAAGUAAUUGGGCAUUGCCUCAUAUCAUCAGCACAUGCAGUUUCAUUUAAGAUGUCUUCGUUCUUCAAUGUUUUUCGGGUUUGAUAUUUGUUGUGUAUUUUAAACUAAAUGUGUUUUUUGUAUUAUCUGUGGGUCUCUGUGUGUAAUAGUUUUUAAAGGGAUAGUUCACCCAAUAAUCAUUCAAAGCCCACAAUUUGUUCCAAACCUAUACGACUUUCUUCCAUGGAACACAAAAGGAGAUUUUAGGCCAUACGUUAGGGACUGACAGCCUCACUUCCUAUUCACUUUCAUUGUAUAGGGGAAAAAUGCAAUGAAAGUAAGUCAUUCUGCCUCUAAGUCAAGAAAACAUUCUGUCUAAUUUUUUUAUGAUCCAUAGAAGAGAAAAAGUCCUAUAGGUUUAGUAGAACAUUUUCAUUUUUCAGGUGAUCUAGCUAUCUAAGGGUAAAAAGGAAUAAGUAAACAUCAGAGCUAAAUACUAUAACCCUCUUGCUGAUGACAAAAUCUCCUUCUAAUUUCUUGCUGCCUUUAUCUCUAACAACACACACAAUAAUCAAAUUGAACCUGCUUUUAAGUUUUCCUCAUCUCCAGGACAUGAUGUACACAGACAAACACAUUUAUGUCAUGUCUAUCUUGCUUUAUUACUUAAUUUGUUUCUUGUAAAUACUGUAAAAUGCAUUUUGAUAUCAUUGACAUGUUUUGAUAUUUCAGUAAUUACCAAUGGCAACAAAUCUUGGGGAAAAAAAUGUAAAGGAAGAACCCAUCUUUGUAGUUAAAGAGUCACCAUUCUCUGUCUUUUGACUCUCCACUGUACAGAUGUACUAAAUUAAUCAUUCAAAUGUAAAGAUUUUGUCAGCCUUUACUUAGUAAACGACUUCUGUGAGCUCAUGUUUGGGAGAACAAGAAAGAUCAGAUGUUUGAACUGGUCAUAUGUUCGGCAUAACCAAGCGCACCUCAUAAACCAGAAUCAUGUGUUGGACACAUGCGGCGGGCCAAAGCCUCACGAUGCAUUUAGUGUCCUCACUUUGCACUUUGCAGACAGCCCACCUUUUAUCACAUUGCCUAUAUGGAUAUACAUGAACACAAGAAGUUGUCUCUUUACAUACAAAAGGGACCACACAUUACAAACUUUACUAUGAAGGAUUUUUAUCUAUUUAAAGUAAAAGACACACAAAAAAAAUACAGGAGUAUGGAUAAAUAGUAAUAAAGUGGAGGGAGCUGUCCUUCCUGUUAUCUUGAUAUAGUGUUUUAUAGGUUGCAGUCUCUCCUUGGCCAGUCCUCUGUAUGUAAACCACUCAUGUUGUUGGCCAUCUCUGUAAUUCUAUUGUGACGCUGUACAAUAAAUACUACAUUAGCGAGGAGUUGAGGUGCGGAGAGGCUUUAAAAGUGGGAAUGAAAAAAUUCUCCACAGUUCAUUGUUCUUUCUGACAGACGAAAAGCAGUAUUGAGGAUAAAGGAGUCCGUCUCCUGAGUUUGCUUUGUAUUUCAUGUUUAGGGUAGUUUGGAUCCUUGUCUUAGGGACACUUUCUGUCUUGUGUAGUAAAUUAAAAAGUUCUUUGUAUGUUUCUUUAUAUUGUAAAGAUUCUUUUAGGUCUAAAAGUUGUUUAUUAAAAAAAAGGAUGGAAAAGUGCAUCAAUAAUGUAGUUGUUGCUUAAUUUUUUGCUUGUCCCUUCGUUGUAGAUACAGAUUUAAGACUAAUAAAAUAAUAUUAACCUCUUUUACCAAGACUUUCUGCUCCCCAAGUUCUUAAUUUAUUCAAAUAUAUGUUUCU